CUCGUCACGUCGGUUGCUGCUGCUGCUCUCCUCUCUCGUCGCCUCCCGUUUUCCGAUCGCAACCAUGGGAACCCGCGGCGUGGCCUUGGUGCUCCUCGGAGCCGUGCUGCUCCAAGCCCUCCUCCCCGCGUCGGCGGCGGAGGGGUUGGUGCGGAUUGCGCUGAAGAAGCGGCCGAUCGACGAGAACAGCCGCGUCGCCGCGCAACUCUCCGGCGAGGAGGGGGCGCGCCGGCUGGGCCUCCGCGGUGCCAACUCCCUUGGCGGCGGUGGGAGUGAGGGCGACAUCGUGGCGCUGAAGAACUACAUGAACGCGCAGUACUUUGGUGAGAUUGGAAUCGGCACUCCGCCGCAGAAGUUCACCGUCAUCUUCGACACUGGCAGCUCCAACCUCUGGGUGCCAUCAUCCAAGUGCUACUUCUCGAUUGCGUGCUUCUUCCACUCUCGCUACAAGUCGGGACAGUCAAGCACUUACCAAAAGAACGGAAAACCAGCUGCCAUUCAGUAUGGCACUGGUUCAAUUGCUGGUUUUUUCAGCGAGGACAGUGUUACCGUAGGCGAUCUAGUUGUGAAAGAUCAGGAAUUCAUUGAAGCUACAAAGGAGCCAGGUCUUACUUUCAUGGUUGCCAAAUUCGAUGGUAUUCUUGGCCUUGGAUUUCAGGAAAUAUCUGUUGGAGAUGCAGUACCUGUGUGGUAUAAGAUGGUAGAGCAAGGUCUCGUCAGUGACCCUGUUUUCUCUUUCUGGUUCAACCGACAUUCUGAUGAAGGAGAGGGUGGUGAAAUUGUGUUUGGAGGAAUGGAUCCUAGCCACUACAAGAGCAAUCAUACAUAUGUUCCAGUCACUCAGAAGGGAUAUUGGCAGUUUGAGAUGGGUGAUGUGUUGAUUGGAGGAAAGACCACAGGAUUUUGUGCUAGCGGCUGUUCAGCUAUAGCAGAUUCUGGAACUUCAUUGCUUGCUGGCCCCACAGCCAUAAUCACUGAAAUCAAUGAGAAGAUCGGUGCUACUGGGGUAGUCAGCCAAGAGUGCAAGACAGUUGUUUCUCAAUAUGGACAACAGAUUCUAGAUCUGUUGCUUGCAGAGACACAACCAGCAAAAAUCUGCUCCCAGGUUGGUCUGUGUACUUUUGAUGGUACACAUGGUGUUAGUGCUGAAAUUAAGAGUGUAGUGGAUGAUGAAGCUGGGAAAUCAAAUGGUCUCCACAGCGACGCCAUGUGCAAUGCCUGUGAGAUGGCUGUUGUAUGGAUGCAGAACCAACUUGCACAAAACAAGACUCAGGAUCGCAUCCUGAAUUACAUUAACCAGCUCUGCGACAAGCUCCCAAGUCCCAUGGGAGAAUCAUCUGUGGACUGUGGCAGCCUUGCAUCCAUGCCUGAAAUUGCCUUCACCAUUGGAGGCAAACAGUUUGCACUCAAACCAGAACAGUAUAUUCUUAAGGUUGGUGAAGGACCUGCUGCCCAGUGCAUCAGUGGAUUCACAGCCAUGGACAUCCCUCCUCCUCGUGGUCCUCUCUGGAUCCUGGGUGAUGUUUUCAUGGGUGCCUACCAUACCGUGUUUGACUACGGCAAGAUGAGGGUUGGCUUCGCGAAGUCGGCCUAAAGGCGCCGUUACUUGCCUAAUGACGAGGUGGACGCAUACGCCGAGAGAAGACCUUAGCCUUUUUAACUUUGCAUAUUUUAUCCGGCGAUGUGUAUAUAUAUAUAUGCAUGAACAUGUUACGUUGUCCCAGGCCUGAGAUGGCGCCCGUCGGUUUUAACUUGGCAAGAAUGUCUCGGACCAGUACAGUGUUCGAAUUCUCGGUACUGAUCAUGGAUAGUUGUUAACAUAAUUCUCGUACUGAUCAAGAAUAGCUGUCGACUUGUGAUAAUAUGUGCACUGUGUGUUGUGACUGAACUGCAUGAUGGUAAUGUGCUAGUAAGUCUAUGCAUGUUCAAUCUGA
This is a messenger RNA of Oryza brachyantha (malo sina), 1934 nucleotides long. Its product is annotated as aspartic proteinase oryzasin-1. Gene Ontology annotation, biological process: lipid metabolic process; proteolysis. The transcript is spliced from 14 exons. Gene Ontology annotation, molecular function: aspartic-type endopeptidase activity. Lineage: Eukaryota; Viridiplantae; Streptophyta; Magnoliopsida; Poales; Poaceae. Bases 65 to 1594 code for a protein of 509 amino acids. The record is from RefSeq and is a predicted model, not a curated record.